Messenger RNA from Colletotrichum truncatum, 846 nucleotides. RefSeq lists its product as uncharacterized. Lineage: Eukaryota; Fungi; Ascomycota; Sordariomycetes; Glomerellales; Glomerellaceae. The record is from RefSeq and is a predicted model, not a curated record.
AUGGAGCCCGACAAGGCCCGCCGCUGGUGGCUCCCCGGACCGCCCCCACAACGCCGUCUUGUGUCCAUUGCCGAAGUGGAGGAGUCGCUUUGCAGGGACGGCACCCCCGAACUUUCGAUUCCCGUUCGACAUGUUAGCGUGACGGGGCUCACGCUCUUUGCGACAGGCCACCCAGUGGCGGCCUCGCCCCUUGAUCCGUACCUGGGCCAUCUCGACAGCCCAAGUAACAACAGCACAAGUACGCAUUUGUUCCACGGAUGCGGGAACGUUACAGGGCCGGAAGUAGCAGAGUCUUUCUCGCGCAGGGGGCCUUGCAUACGCUUUUCCCGUGAUCGGAGCUAUUUCUCGUCGAGUCGGGCGGUGUACUGGUCCAACUCGAUCGAGUUCGCAAUCGCAUGGAGCUUCUUCUCGGAGACGGGCCAUUGGGAUCCCGCAGAAUGUGAUAAGCCCGGUAUUUGGCCGUUCCAGUGUCUCGUGUACGUAUCGAGGCUAGACCUGGAGAAAACGAACUUCGAAAACGGAUUGCAUCUGAUACCUGAACCGCAGGGAUUCAGAGAUGAGGAGGAAAUGGAGAAUUGGUGCGAUUCAAACAUGAGCAAGUCUCCAGAGAAGCAACUUGUCUCACCGCCUGGGGCGGCGAAGACGGAAUGGGGGUUAAUUGGGUCUCGGAUCCCCAAGCAAACAGCGAAGGGCUUGGCAAAAUGGCACGAGCAGGCUGACAAGGUCUGGCUGUUUGCCAGCUGCAAUGAAACGAGCAGCACCACCAUUGCCAGAGCCGGUUUGGAGAUACUCUGUAUUGCGUUCACGCCUGGUCCCGAAAUACGACAACGCGUGUCCAAGUUGUAA